UGGAUAGAAUAGUUCGUGGAUUUCCCACCUCCAGUUGCACUGAGUCUAUUUUAUCGUCCAAAACAUGUUGAUAUAGAUUAUAGAAGAAUAGAUUUGAGAAAAGUGAGGAGAAUUUUUAAACUUCUACUUACGAGAGGCAGCAUUUGACAAGACACACCGAAAACAAAAUGUCUCGACAAAAAGACAGUAAAUCGAGGGGAGAAAAGGGGGCGAGUAGAGGUGGCGGCGGGGCACAAUCCGUGUCUAUCCCAGCUGUCAGUAAUGAUAUCAUACCUGGACGAAUGACAGUAGCAGAUUGGAAUAAAAUUUCCGGUGUUGAAGAUGACGAUGAGUUUGUUUCACAAAUUGUUGAGGAAAUUUUGGAUAUUACAAUGGACAAAUGCUAUGAUAAAUAUGUGUGGAAGCAGGUGUUACCAUACACUGUGUUCAAAGCCAAAGAUGAUCUUCUAGAUAUCAUUGAAUGGAGAUUUCUCAGUCAUGAUGUUGGUGAACUUGAUGUCAAAGUAAAUCAUGGAUGGGCUGAAGAUAAUGAACCAGAGCCAGGAAUUAUAGACUCGUGGGCACAAGGAUCUGUGCCAAUUAUUUUCACAAAAUCUCCUGAAUUUGAAAUGCCACCUUUGUUAGAAGAAAUAUUGGAAAAACCAGAUGAAGAAGUUCGAACACUUGAUGAUUCUGGAACUGAAACAAUAUCACUAGGAACAGGACUCAGUACUCAUGAAACAGAAAAAGAAACAAAGCCAGUUAUUGAAGAAAAAGAAAAAGAGGUUGAGAAACCAGUAGAAAAACCUGUUAAAAAGAAAUUCACAUACAAGAAACAUGUUGGUAGAUUACCUUCUGCUCAUCUUGGAGAGAUGGAAAGGACUUUGGACCAGAGUGAAAGUGACUUAUUUGCAAGGGAAUUAUCGGAUCUUGAUUUACCCAAAGAACCCGGUGCACAUCUAUCUCCAUCUCAAAAAUCAUUACUCAAACUGCAAGCAGGUCGUCCACCUGGUAAUAAAGAAGUUACAUUUGAUGAGAAAGGAAAUGUUGUGGCUGUUAUGAGACUAGACACAAAAAGUCUUCCAACCCAUAAGGUGAGAGUUAACUACAGCAUUAUAGAUCCAGAGGCUGAAGCAGCAGCACAAAGACUUGAAGCAAUGCGAACAGGAAAGCUAAGAUCACUAGCGAAGAUUCAAUGGAAACCUAGAGCAAGAAGAACAAGACUUUCACCAAGUCGAGUGCCAAUGGAAGAAAAACAAACAGUAGAAGAACAACCUAAAAACUUACUUCCUGCUCCUCCUUCUCCACGAAGAAAUAUACCGACAGGGAAAACACGAAUGACAGCACAAAGCACCCAAAGAAGUUUUGCUCACAGUCGUCACCAACCAGCAUUUAGAAGAAAAGAUGAAGAUCCAAAUGUUGAACCUCUACCCCCAUCGUUAAUUGAAAGUAUCGAUGCUUCACCAGGAGUAGUGAUUACGGAGGGUGACCAAACCAAAAAGGGGGCGGAAUCACGCACCCUGGGACCACUACGACAAGCACCGGUUCUACGGGAUGAUGGAACUAUUAUAGGAAACGUGAUGAUCACUACGAAAGGUGGCAGAACUUUAAGACUGCUUGGUGCUGCUUCUGGUCCACCAUCUAGCAGUGGAAAAAGCGAUAUUGGAAUUCGUCCUCUAUUGAGUCCUUCACAUGUUUUGAGUCGCCACACACCCCAUGUCACUUCCCCAUUUUCUGUAACCCAACCAAUUCCUCCCCUAAGCUCAAAUUCUGUAACCAGUUCAUAAUUUUUUAAGGGCUAGUUCUUUAUGUUUUGCUCUUGUUAACAAGUAUUAUAUUGAACCACUGUAUUCAAAAGUUGCGUAUAUACAUUUGAUAAAACUCA
This is a messenger RNA of Styela clava, 1864 nucleotides long. RefSeq lists its product as uncharacterized. The record is from RefSeq and is a predicted model, not a curated record. NCBI's taxonomy places the organism in Eukaryota, Metazoa, Chordata, Ascidiacea, Stolidobranchia, Styelidae.